AUGCUUGCAGGAUGGCUUCUAUUGUCGCGCCUUUUGCUUUGCAGUGGUGUGGAUGAAUGGCACUGCCCAAAUUCAGCAGCACUGUUGGCAAGCCCAGGUGUGCCUGGAGGUGAGCAGAAGCAUUGGUCCAGGUUUGCGUCAGAGACGCUAGCAGCAACUCGCCAACUGCCCGAGAAGGUGUUCCAUAUCAAGAACUUCUCUCAACUUCGCUUCAGGUUUCCCAAGAGCACGCGUGGCGAGCACUACCUGGAGUGGCAGACCAUAGUGCAGAGUCUGAAUGGCACAGAUCUGCUGCCCGAGCCUUUCUACCUGCCUUUUGUGAAACCAGGGAAGCUUUGCGAUCUGGAGAUUUCCACGCCGCUCUUCGUGUACCGGGGCUUUUCCCCAGAGGCCUUUCAGUUCGGUCACAUCCUGCACGACGUACUGCCCAUGAUCGUUUGGGUGGCCACCAGGUACCCAGGUGUCCAGAUUGCCAUUCUGCGCGAUGUUAAGGGCACGUUGGAGUCGUUUCUGCAGUGGCUUGAUGCCGACUUGGCGCAGAUGGUAACUCUCGUUCCUUCCGGCGCGGCCGUGUGUGCCAUGAACGACGUUCUGAUGAUGAUCCCGGGUGAGGAAGUCCUGCGGCCCGAACAGCUUCGGAUACCGGCGUUGAUGACCAGCUUGCGCGGCUUUGUGUUUCAGCGUAAGCAGCUGCAGCAAGUGGACAAGGUCAUUUACUACCAGCGGAUUCGUGGAGCAACAAGUCAUGGGCGACUCUUCAGCGAAGCUGAUUCAAUGCAACUCGUGAACCUUGCCAGGGGCGCAUUGCGCGCACAGAACAAGUCUGACCAAAUCGUUGUGUUCAAUGGCACCCAGAAUGGUGUCCCCAUGACGUUCGAGGAACAGUAUAGGCUGUUUAGCUCUGCAUAUUUGGCCUUCGGGCCACAUGGGACUGGCUUAAGCAAUGUGCUGUGGAUGCAAGCGACGGACUGCUUGUCCCGUCCAGCUGUGAUUGAGUUCAUGUGUUCCUUGGAUACCUCGAAGAUGCGCGGGUGCUUCGUACAGGUGGGAAAGCGAAAGCUGCCGCGGCCAAUGACCUACUGGCGCUUGCACGGUGGAGCGCCCUGGGUCCGGUACUUCAUCGUAUGGCUCCUUCGGCAUAAGGAAGACGCGCACUUGGUCCGAGUGGACUUGCCCGGCUUCGAGAUGGCGCUGGCUCAAGCUUUGCAGCCAGGGGAUGACAUGAUCUAA
Molecule: messenger RNA, 1230 nt
Organism: Effrenium voratum
Lineage: Eukaryota; Dinophyceae; Suessiales; Symbiodiniaceae
Source: the annotation of a GenBank genome assembly